Scleropages formosus (Asian bonytongue) is the source of this 2730-nucleotide messenger RNA. RefSeq names its product phosphatidylserine synthase 2 (gene ptdss2). The coding region runs from base 585 to 2111 and encodes 508 amino acids. The record is from RefSeq and is a predicted model, not a curated record. Gene Ontology annotation, molecular function: L-serine-phosphatidylethanolamine phosphatidyltransferase activity. Gene Ontology annotation, biological process: phosphatidylserine biosynthetic process. The transcript has 13 exons. Lineage: Eukaryota; Metazoa; Chordata; Actinopteri; Osteoglossiformes; Osteoglossidae.
GUGACGUAGUGACAGCAACAGCAGAUGCAGCAGCGAGAAGUAGGGGACGAGCUGUCGGUCGCGAGCCGGAGGGCGCUUGAGCAGCGGUGGCGCGGGUGAGACCAGCUGCGGUGUUAGAGCGCGAAGCUGUGUGAUGAGUGGUGUAGAACAGUGUUAUUACUAGUGUAAUAGACGCUGCAGUGAUGUGGGGAGGAGCAGCUCGUCGUUCGUGGUGACGAUUCGGUGGAGGGGCGCACAGACAGAGACAGCGGAGCGGGCGGCCGCUGAGGGGGUCUGUCUGCGGCUCUUUCUUUGUCGAGCUCGCGUCGAGAAGUGCAUGCAUGCGCGCGCCGUUGCCUAGCUGAAGCCGCACAACGGUCCGCUGCGCUCCGCGUGACCUGGGAAGGCUGUCACGUGCCGGACGCGGGUCACUGAGAUGUCCUUUGGGGUCCUUCGCUGUGUGAGCGUGUGUCUGGGGUCGAGUCCCCGCCGCCGGCGCUGACUGACACCCAUCUGGGGCUCGGCGUGUGCGUGUGUGAGACGACUCGGCGAUCCACUGAGCAGCUGACCGACCGGUGCGGUGGACCCGUCCACGCGGGGGGGCCAUGGCAAGAGCCGAGACCAAGCGCAGCGGCGCGGGCCUCCUGUCCGGCAGGUGCGGCGCCGCCGAGGAGCCGGCGGACAACGGUCCUGCUGAGCCGUCCCCUCCCACCGGGGGGCUCCAGGACGGAGCGGCGGCAUCGCCUGGACCGGCCCCGGGGGCCAAAGGCAGGGGCGCCAAGGCGACGGCGAGGGACGGCAGCUGCCGGAGGACCACCGAGUGCCAGGUGUUUGACGAUGGAACCAACACCUUCUUCUGGAGAGCCCACACCCUAACCGUGCUCUUCAUCCUCACCUGCGCUCUCGUCUACGUCACCCUGCUGGAGGAGACGCCCCAGGACACGGCCUACAACACCAAGAGGGGGAUUGUGGCCAGCAUCCUGGUGUUCCUCUGCUUUGGUGUGACACAGGCAAAAGAUGGACCCUUCACUAGACCACACCCAGCGUAUUGGCGUUUCUGGCUCUGUGUUUCAGUGGUCUAUGAGCUCUUCCUCAUCUUUAUCCUGUUCCAGACGGUGCACGACGGGCGCCAUUUUAUGAAAUUCAUUGACCCCAAGCUGGGCGUGCCUCUGCCGGAAAGAGAUUACGGGGGCAACUGCCUUAUCUACGAUCCGGGGAACGAAACAGACCCGUACCACAACAUCUGGGACAAGAUGGAUGGGUUUGUCCCGGCUCAUUUCCUAGGGUGGUACAUCAAGACGCUGAUGAUCCGAGACUGGUGGAUGUGCAUGAUCAUCAGUGUCAUGUUUGAGUUCCUGGAGUACAGUCUGGAGCACCAGCUCCCUAACUUCUCCGAGUGCUGGUGGGACCACUGGAUCAUGGAUGUGCUGGUGUGCAACGGUCUGGGCAUCUACUGUGGCAUGAAGACUUUGGGGUGGCUCUCCAUGAAGCCCUACCAGUGGCAGGGCCUGUGGAACAUCCCCACCUACAAGGGCAAGAUCAAGCGCAUCGCCUUCCAGUUCACCCCCUACAGUUGGGUCAACUUUGAAUGGAAGCCUGCGUCGAACCUGCGCCGCUGGCUGGCCGUCUGCGGCAUCAUCUUCAUGUUCCUGCUAGCAGAGCUCAACACCUUCUACCUGAAGUUUGUGCUGUGGAUGCCUCCUGAGCACUACCUGGUGCUGCUGCGCCUCGUCUUCUUCGUCAACGUGGGCGGUGUGGCCAUGAGGGAGAUCUAUGACUUCAUGGAUGACCCGAAGUUCCACAAAAAGCUGGGCCAGCAGGCGUGGCUGGUGGCGGCCAUCACCGUGACCGAGUUCCUCAUCGUGGUCAAGUACGACCCCCAUACCAUCACACUUCCCAUCCCCUUCUUCAUCACGCAGUGCUGGAUCCUGGGCAUUGUCCUCCUCCUCACCUGGACGCUUUGGAGGUUCUUCAUCCGGGACAUCACGCUGCGCUACAAGGAGACCCGUCGUCGCAAGCAGGAGGGGUCUGGGGAGCAUGACCGUGUACUUGGCAACGGCAGCACAGCGACAGGCAGCGGCCGCAGCAAACUUAACGGCAGUUCCGACUCAACCAGGAACAGGAAGUCCUGAGGAAGGGGCGGGCCUUGGUGGAGGUGGGGCCUGGGGGGGUGGGACAGGAUUGGAGCACAGGAACAAAGCAACAAGAUGCUGCUGUGUUUGUGUGUGUGUGAGUGAAUGAGUAUGUAUAUACCUGAGAAGUCUGAGUCAUUCCAGCUAGACUUUCCACUGUUAAUGUAACACUGAAUGGAGGUUGGGGGGGGUCAUAGGUUGUGGCCCACGUCUCACUGGACCUGCAAAGCAACUGUUACACAAUGUAUUUGUACUACGCUAAACUUGCACACAGACUCUCGGGGUUCAAUGCCUCGUUUUACAGUUCAGAGAGGUCACGUGAGCCUGCGGUUAGAUGCGGUGGCGGUGGCCCUCCUUUGGGUCCCUCAGGAGGAGUGUUACAUAUGUUUGUAAUGAGCUGUGAACUUGUGUGGGUUUUUUUUUUUUUUUUUUUUUUUUUCUUUUCCCUCCCCCCCCCCCACCCCCUCUGUGGAAGAGACACACCCUGCUCUGCGGCUCACGCCUUCCAUUGUUCAAGCUCUGAGGGGUUCUGGGUAAAGAACUGCACGUUCACUGAGGUUCCUAGCUGUGUUCAGGUGUACUCCCGCAGAGGUGUGUCCUCUCCUAUUCGCAUUCCUGC